Molecule: messenger RNA, 1479 nt
Organism: Blumeria graminis f. sp. triticale
Lineage: Eukaryota; Fungi; Ascomycota; Leotiomycetes; Helotiales; Erysiphaceae
Source: the annotation of a GenBank genome assembly
AUGAACUACGGCCUAAAAUUCUCGCGGAUUUUCCUAACCUCCCUAGGUCCUCGUGUCGCUCCGUCGACCUCGACUCUCGCCUCUGAUUUUACUGCUGAAGUUGCAAGUUACGGUGAAAAAUGUACGACGCCCCCAAUUGAUGCCCAUGCAAACAGCGACCUCCGGAGUCUACCCACAGCAAAUACUGCAGAAAAAAAACUUCUACUUAAAAUUGACCUUCACAUCCUUCCUUGUCUCUGCAUACUUUAUGCCCUUGCCUUUCUCGACCGUGUUAAUAUCGCGAAUGCUCGCUCAUUCGGAUUGUUCGAUGACCUAAAGCUGUACGGUAACCGAUUCAAUACUGCUCUUACUAUUUUCUUUGUACCAUAUAUUUUAUUCGAGAUCCCCUCCAACAUCUUCCUAAAGCAUUUCAGCCCUAGGUACUGGAUAUCUGGCUGUAUGUUUAUGUUUGGAGCUGUUACUUUCUGCCAAGGUUUUGUGCAGAGCUAUACAGGUCUACUUAUUACCCGCUUUUUACUCGGAUUUUUCGAAGCAGGUAUGUUUCCGGGCUGUUUCUAUCUCAUAGGAAUGUGGUAUAAACGUACUGAAGCUCAGCGACGUUUUUCCUUCUUCUUCAACAGCACCUGUCUUGCCGGUGCCUUCGGGGGGCUAUUAGCCUCUGCUAUUGGUAAGAUGGACGGUCUUGGAGGAUACCACGGCUGGCGCUGGAUCUUUAUUAUUGAAGGACUCCUCACGACGAUUGCUGCAAUCGUAGGACUUUUUUUUAUUCCAUCCUUUGUGGAGGACAGUUCCUGGCUUUCACCUGAUGAGAAAGAACAAGUGAAAGACCGUAUACGAGCGGACCAAUGCUUAAUGUAUAUAUCAAUGGUCGUUCCAGCCUACGGCUACGCAUUUUUCGGGCCAGCAAUCAUAUCAACAUUCAAAUUCUCUCCUAUCGCUACACAACUUCAUAGCGUGGCUCCAUGGGCAUGUGCAUUUGUGUUCUCCAUGACUAUCGCUUCAGCCUCCGACUUCAUCAAGCACAGACUUUUCUUUGUUAUAUUCUCCAUCAUUCUCGCCAUUUCUGGGUUUGUAGUUCUUCUUUCUAUUCACAAUAACACCAGUAUUCAGUUCGGCGGCCUCUUCCUUAUCACAUCGGGAGUCUAUUCAGCCAUGCCUCUUAUAAUUUGUUGGUUUAAUAUGAAUCUUGGAGGCCACCUUCGACGAGCCGUUGGAUCAGCAUGGCAAAUCGGUUUUGGUAAUAUCGGUGGAAUAGUUGCUACCUAUGCUUUUCUACCAAAGGACGCCCCAAGUUACACACCGGGCUAUGCUAUCUGUCUUGGAUUCUUAGUUCUCGGAAUAUUCAGCUGCUGCGUUUACGCUUUGAUUAUUCAUUUAGAAAAUGAGCGGCGAAACCGAGCCCUUCUGGCUCCUAUAUCCACAGGCGUACGGGAAAAUGAUAUAGGUGACAAAAGUCUUGAAUACAGAUAUUUACUUUGA